This is a messenger RNA of Tetrahymena thermophila SB210, 408 nucleotides long. Its product is annotated as transmembrane protein, putative. Lineage: Eukaryota; Ciliophora; Oligohymenophorea; Hymenostomatida; Tetrahymenidae. The record is from RefSeq and is a predicted model, not a curated record. The transcript has a single exon.
AUGAGCAAUAACAAUUAAGGAGAUUUCUUCGUUGAUAAAUACAAUUUUUCAAGAAGAGUUGUUGACCAUAGACAACCCUAUGAUUUAAAUUUCUCUAUUAACAAUCCAGUAGGUUCUAGAGUUUGGUUCAAGGCUUGGAAAUAAAAAGCUAUUGGUAACUUCUUGAAUCUUGUUGGUGUUCACUAUGCUUUUUAUGGUGCUGGAUUCUGCUUACUUUUUGUUUUAGCUGACGCUUGGGGUAGAGAAAAGUACGCUUAACCCUAUAAAUCCUAAAUUUUACAUGGUCGUUAACCUUUUGGUCACACUUUUGUCUAGAAUUAUAGAAAUUAAGCUACAGAUUUAGGAAGAUGGAACCACAACUUUGCUUGCUAUGAAAAGCAACCUGGCUGUGGAAGAGAUUUCGAUUGA